GGGUGUUUAACUUGAGAGUGAUGACUCAUUUGCAUUCCUCGCCUUUAUAGUACGUUUAAGGAACAGGAUAAAGCCCAUUUUGAUCACACUCCAGUUUUUUUUUCCCGAAACACAGAUCUUUUGUGUGAUCCUGUGUUUCUUUCUGGGUCUGGACAUGUCUGCCGACUGCCCCAAGGCCCCUCCUAGCUCUCUGCCCGGGACCCACAUGAACUGUGAGAUAGCGGUGCUCCCCCUGGAGCUGCUGCUCAGCUUACAGCGAUCACACUUCCAUGUCGUGGGGAAUAACAUUCAGGUCAUCCAGCGACCAGCAGCUGGUUAUAAUGUGAUCUCCAAUGGCCAUGUCAAGGCGGAGCGGCAGUGGAACCUGAUCAAUUGCCUGCAGAGGAAAAUUACUUUUACAUCUCGCAAGGAAUAUAGAAGCUUUCAAGAGGCAAUAUUAAGCAAGCCAAUGGUCUUUUUUACUAGUAUAAAGCCCGCUAAAGGUUCUACAAAAGAAACAGCUUAUGCCAUCAUUGUGAACACUUGUCACCCCAAAAUGAGACAAGAGAUUCAGGAUAGUAUGAACGAUGUCACUGCAUCAGAAAUAGAGACAAACUACAUCCUUCAGUUCACCAUGCAAAAACCAGUCCAGUCAUUCUUUAGUGUGAAAGAGGGAUAUAAAAUGCAUGGUCUCGAUUUGGAUUUCACAUGUGAGUUGAAAUGUGAUUCAUUCGAGUGUACUUCAAAGAUCAAGGAACUGGACGGAAAGAUUCUAGACUUGUCUUGCGUAACAGAAGAUGAGAAAUGCAAAGUGAAAAGCUUUCUGGACAGGAUGAGUGAGCCUAAUGUUCAAAUCGACACUGUAUCUGAGCAGAGUCCUGGUGCAGUUUCCUCACUUUGUGCAGGUUCAUCUGAAAAAGAAGUGCUUAGUUCGUCUCGAGGGCAAUCAUAUGCCAAGAGGACAUCCGUAAAGGAAAAGUCUUCAGCACAGUUUCCUGCCGUGAAUGAAAAAUCAUAUCUGCUGCAAUUUACACAAAACUUGCCCAGAUAUAUAGAAUGAAGCUUUUAAAAAAUGAAAUCAAAUUCCAAGUGCUUUAACUCAAAUGUGCCUUAUUAAUUUACAACAUUUAAAAGGCAUCUGGAUGGGUACAAGAGUAAGAAAGAUUUAGAGGGAUAUGGGCCAGAUGCUGGCAAAUGGGAGUAGAUUAAUUUAGGAUUUCUGGUCGGCAUGGACGAAUUGGACUGAAGAGUCUGUCUCUGUGCUGUACGACUCUAUGACUCUAAUCACCUUGAAUGAGUCUGAAUUUGGGAACAAUGUAUGAGAAGGAUCUUUUUAAACUAUCUGGUAGUUGGAUUAGCCUGGGUUAUUUUUCUCAUAUCUCCUGUAAAUAUUUUUUUGUUGAAGCUUGAGGAACUUAUACCUUUCUUAAUUCAUGAACUGUUAUCUGUAGUAAUAACUCAUCUUUCAUUAACAACUACAAUUAUUAUCAUGGGAAGACAAGUGUGUUACCACCAUGAUUUCAGUUCUGUUGUCUGGGCAGUAACAUGGUAGUACAGAUCAACCUUACUCUAUGGGACUUAAUUCAAUUUCAGUUCCAUGGAUUAUGUGAGGGAUGAAUGUUACAGUAGGUGAACAAUUUGUUCCGUCAGAUUAUCACAAGAUGACAAAAAUAAAAGAAAAAGCCAGUUUUCAUUUUGUAUUUAAAAAAAACUUGUUUCUUUUUGUAUAACUGACAAUAUGGUAAUGAUGGGAUUGGUCAAGGGGCAAUAAGGCGUUUUACAGGUUCCAGUUCUGUGCUUCUUAGAAGCUAUAUUCAUUUAACUAACCAAACAUCACCGUAUGAAGGAGAAGGAACGAAACUCCAAAUAUUGCAUUCCAGCCACAACCUCAAACAUUCACUCCUUUUAUUAGAUUAGAUUAGAUUACAUACAGCCUGGAAACAGGCCCUUUGGCCGAACAAGUCCACACCGACCCACCGAAGCGCAACCCACCCAUACCCCUACAUUUGCCCCUUACCUAACACUACGGGCAAAUUAGCAUGGCCAAUUCACCUGACCUGUACAUCUUUCGACUGUGGGAGGAAACCAGAGCACCCGGAGUAAACCCACGCAAACUACACUAUAUAUAGUGGCAAAAGUAGAUACCAUUUACACUGCACUACAGUAACUCACCAAAGUAACCUUCCAAACCUGUAAUCUUUACCUCCUAGAAGGACAAGAGCAGCAGAUGCAUGGGAACUGUGUUGAUCCCUGGCUUAUGAUAAUGGUGGAGUGAUAGUUUUGCUGGACUAUUCCUGAUGGUGUACAGAACCUCAUUGAUGCCCAAUGUUUAUUUGCUAGCUCCGUUUGAAAUCUAUCCCAUCUAUCCCAUAGUAUCACAUAACAUAAUGGCACAUAUCCUCAAUGUAAAACUAGAACUUCAGCUCAACAAGGACUUUUUCAGAUACUAUCAUGGGUGGAUGCAUCUGUGGAAGGCAGUUUAGUGAGGGAUGUAGUCCAAUAUAGUUUUCCCUCUUGUUACUUUUAUGUCCCAUACCCUGUCUACCAGCUGUGUCCUUUAUGACUCAGCUAGCUCUGUCAGUGGUGGUGCUGCCAAGCUGCUGGUGAGAGACAUUGAAGUCGCACACCUAGAAUAAUUCUGUUCCCUUACCACUCUCAGUGAUUCCUUCAACUGGUGUUCAACAUGGAGGGGUAGAGACAAACACACAAAAUUGGAGCCAAAGUAAUCAUUCACCCUCUUGAGCCUGUUUCACCAUUCAAAAGAUCAUGGCUCAUCUGAUGCUGUUUUGAAUUCAAUGGUCUGAUCCACCCUCAAUAAGCUUUGACUCCCCUGUCAAGCAAGAACCUAUCAAUCUCUGUCAUAAAAAUCUUCAAUGACUCUCAUCUGCUGUAUUUGAGGCAUCGAGUUUUGAUGUCUUACAGUUCUUGGAUGAGUUCUCCUCAUCUCUGGCCUGGAAGUGUGAUCAAUUUUAAAACAAUGCCUCCUUGGUUCAGGACUCAUCCAUGAGAAGAAACAUCCUUUCCCGUCUACAUUAUCAUUCAGGAUCUUAUACAGUGCAAUUAAGUCAUCCUAACUCUUCUAAACUUCAGCAGAGACAACAUGUCCAUCUUUCCUUAUAAGCCAACCCACUCACUCCAGGUGUCAAUCCAGUAAAUCCCUCUGAACCGCCUUGAUGUAUUUACAUCCAUCCUUAACUAAGGAGACCAAAACUAUGUACCAGCUUUGAGAUGUGAUCUUACCUAUGCCUUGUGUAACUAAUGCAUAAGAUUCUUUUUUGUACAAUUUCUCUUGUAAUAAAGGAUAUCAUCCCAUUA
Hemiscyllium ocellatum (epaulette shark) is the source of this 3294-nucleotide messenger RNA. RefSeq names its product mesenteric estrogen-dependent adipogenesis protein-like. Bases 155 to 1039 code for a protein of 294 amino acids. The record is from RefSeq and is a predicted model, not a curated record. The transcript is spliced from 5 exons. Lineage: Eukaryota; Metazoa; Chordata; Chondrichthyes; Orectolobiformes; Hemiscylliidae.